AUGGCAAAACAGUGAAGGUGAAAGUGUUAUCAAGCACGUUCGAUCAACCGAAUACCAGUUACUAUGUGACCAUCGAUAACGGUUUCUUCGUGGAUAGCAUGUAUAAUCAAUCGUGGCUCGGAGUGCGAAGGAAUGUUUGGAGCAUCACCUCUGAUUCGUCGGAGUUGGAUUCUAAUAAUGAUUCCAGAAGUUGUAUAGUCCGCUUAACUGUCGACGGAUCAAGUUAUUACGUGUCCCUUUCGGAAUCUGAGAAAAAAGAUUUCGUUCGGAAAUUCGCCUCGCAACUCGCCUCUACCAUACCGUGCUCACAAUCUCGCAUUUACACUAGGACAAAGUAUCAGUACGACUAUACCUUGCCCAAUAGAGACCAAAUAAUGUUUAGAGUGUUCGUCGACCCGGGCGACGGUACAAAUAAGAAUUCGACGACGAUUAAGGAUGUUAGCGCAUCGAGCAUUAUCGAAUACAUGGAUACGCUGAUUAAAAAUAAGAACGUUACCGGAAUUUCCUAUGGAUUGUUGGCAAACUUGGAUGAUACGUACGGAGCGUACAGGGCUCCUGGACUUUGGGAACGUUAUCGAUGGAUCCUCCUUGGGUCUUUUAUCGGGCUCUUGAUCUUGUUU
Acaulospora morrowiae is the source of this 620-nucleotide messenger RNA. Lineage: Eukaryota; Fungi; Glomeromycota; Glomeromycetes; Diversisporales; Acaulosporaceae. The record is from the annotation of a GenBank genome assembly.